Messenger RNA from Camelina sativa (false flax), 1535 nucleotides. RefSeq names its product zinc finger CCCH domain-containing protein 14. NCBI's taxonomy places the organism in Eukaryota, Viridiplantae, Streptophyta, Magnoliopsida, Brassicales, Brassicaceae. The record is from RefSeq and is a predicted model, not a curated record. Gene Ontology annotation, molecular function: mRNA binding; metal ion binding.
UUCCUUCUUCCUCACCUCUCUCGUCCUUCUCUGUUUCACAGUUUGCAUAUAUAUAUAUACAGAGAGCAUUGUUCAAUUCUGUGAAUUCACACAUUGUUUGUGUUAUCUUCUUCAGGAAGCUUUCGAAGAUUUGCUAAAAAAAAGAAAAUGGAGAAACUCGCGGCGAGUACUGUAACAGAUCUAGCAUGUGUAACGGCGCUAAACUCGAACUCGCCACCGCCUCCGUUAUCACCGGUCUCUGAGAAAAGCUUCAGCAACAAACAUCAAGAAGAGUUCGCCGCAAGCUUCGCUUCCUUAUACAACUCGAUCUUCUCGCCGGAUUCUCAGUUUCCGACCUCGUUAUCGCUCUCUCCAUCUCCGCCGUCUUCGUCUUCUCCGCCGGCUCGCGACGAUACAACCACGGAGCAUCGUCUUCGUCAAGCGCGACUCAUCCUCGAGUACGAUGAACUCAACGAGCAUUACGAGCUUUGUAUCAACCGUCUCCAGUCUCUGUUGACGGAACUCGACUCUCUCCGUCGCGAAAACGAUGCUCUCCGUUUUGAAAACUCAGAUCUGCUCAAACUUAUUCAUCUCUCUACUUCGUCCUCUUCCUCCUCCUCCUCCUCCGUCUUUUCGCCGCCGCCGAUUCAUAACCGUCAGUUCCGUCACCAGAUCUCCGAUUUCGCUCCGAUUCAUAAGCAUCAUUCUCGUUCCGCGAAGAGAAACUCGUUGCCUAAGAGCAUCUCCGUCAGAUCUCCAGGUUAUCUCAAGAUCAACCAAGGACGAAGCCAUGGAUUUGGAGCUUCGGAUCGUCAAACGAGUCAACUCAGCAACACCGACUCGGUCUCAUCUCAAAAGGUUUGUGUAGAAACAAAAGAGAGGGAAGCUUUAGAGCUUGAGGUGUAUCGUCAAGGGAUGACGAAGACGGAGCUUUGUAACAAAUGGCAAGAGACUGGAGCUUGUCCUUACGGAGAUAACUGCCAAUUCGCUCACGGAAUCGACGAGCUCCGUCCUGUGAUUAGGCAUCCGCGCUACAAAACUGAGGUCUGUAGGAUGAUUGUUACGGGAGCUGCGUGUCCGUACGGUCACCGUUGCCAUUUCCGUCACUCGCUUACUGAUCAAGAGAGGAUGAUGAUGAUGAUGCUCACUCGCUGAUCUACUGAGGAAGGAAGAAGAAGAAGAAGAAGAAGGUCUCACCCAAAAAAGGGUAAUAAUUAGUGGGUUGGUUGUGUGUACAUAUUUGAUAUAAAUAUGGUAACUUUUUUUCUGGGUAAUUGAAUGGGAGAAGAAACAUAUUUGCAUAGGAAUAAGGAAGAGAAAGAUGUUAAAUAAAAUGUUAUAGGGAAAUUAUAAUUAGGGUAUGGAUAUGAAAGGAGAAUUGAAGAAAUGUGUGAUUCUCUUUUCGACUUUGGGAUGUGUUGAUUCUUUGUAUAUCUCUCGGAUUAAGCAGGAGAGAGGGGACCUGAAAAGGAUUUUAGGUUCGAACAAAGAUAUUGAAUUUGUAUUGAUAAAAGUUUUUAACGUUUGCAUAACUAUGAAAUUUUCUUUUCAGUUUA